AUGUGCUCCCGCCAGGACAAAGACCAGUGCCACCAGCAGGAACGAUCCUCCUGCCACAGCAGUGAAGGCUGUCACAGGAGCAGCGGAUCCGGAUGCCACGGGAGCAGUGGUGGAUCUGGAUGCCACAGGAGCAGUGGAUCCGGAUGCCAAGGGAGCAGUGGAUCUGGAUGCCACAGGAGCAGUGGAUCCGGAUGCCAAGGGAGCAGUGGAUCUGGAUGCCAUAGGAGCAGUGGAUCUGGAUGCCAUGGCAGCAGUGGUGGAUCUGGUGGUGGAUCCUGCCAUGGGAGCAGUGGUGGAUCCUGCCACGGAAACCCCCAGGAGUGCCAGCAGCAAAUCUACCAAGUGUCCUCGAAGAUGAAGUGA
Molecule: messenger RNA, 363 nt
Organism: Chiroxiphia lanceolata (lance-tailed manakin)
Lineage: Eukaryota; Metazoa; Chordata; Aves; Passeriformes; Pipridae
Product: loricrin-like
Exons: 2
Coding region: 1-363 (120 amino acids)
Source: RefSeq, a predicted model, not a curated record